Messenger RNA from Camellia sinensis, 3573 nucleotides. The record is from RefSeq and is a predicted model, not a curated record. Lineage: Eukaryota; Viridiplantae; Streptophyta; Magnoliopsida; Ericales; Theaceae.
UUUGCAAACAAUGGUGACCUCACUACUAAUUUUAAUCCCAAGCCACAACUCAGAAAACAAACGGGCUUUUGUUGAUAAGUUUUUAUUGGUCUUCUCUCGUCUGCUUCUUCUGGAUGGAUCUGAAUGUCAUCCUCAACUCUUCAAAUUUUGUUAGCUAAUAAGAGUUCCAAAAAAGGGUUAGCAGAGCUGCAAGUUUUUAACAGUUGAACUACUCUCACAUUUGCAGGUAAGUUUUAAUGUUCAAAAUCCUCAUUCAUUAAAGUGGAAUUCGUCCCAUUGAGCAUCAUAACUCAUCUUGUGAGGUUGUAACAAUUUACUGCAGCAGAGCUGAGGAUCUUCUACUCCUCUCAUUAUCUUCUCUGCAAAAGAUCACCUACAGGGCUACAAAUACAUUACCACAUUCUCUCCAAUUAAUUGUUUGCUUUCUAGAUCUAACAUUACAAACCAUAAAAUUAAGUUAAAGCUCUAAAAUUAUAUAAAAUAGUAAAAAAUAUCAUCCACCAAAAAAAUAUCGUCCACCCUUCUCAAAUCACAAAAAUUAGCCUUCUAUAUAAUGUUAUUUGUAGAUUUAGUGACUGAUUAAAUUCAGUUUUGAGGUGAAUUAAAAAUUGAAUGAGUCUUUGCGGUUUUAAAAAUUUAGAAACCAAACUAAAUCAAACCAAGUGAGAACUAGGAAAUUUGGCAAGUAGAGCUUCUUUUCUUUUUGAGAAGCAGGGCUCAAAAGAAAAAUGAACUCUUGAAGCUAAACCCUUUUGAACUUUAUUUUCCUACUAUCAAUGUUGUGCCUUUUGUUUUCAGCAAUUGACAAAAAAGAGACCAAAAUGAUUGGUUUGGGCGAAAUCGCUAGAAUGUUAUAUUCAGAUGGUGUCCUAAAAGCCUGCAAAACUGGCUGGUCUCACCUUGGCUAUGUGAUUCACUACAAGAACAACAUUCAAAAACUUGAAGAUGAAAUUAUAGGGCUUGAAGAUGAAUGGAGAAGGAUCGAUGGAAGUGCCCACAGAGCCAGAGACGAUGCAAGAGUUGUUGAGAAUGAUGUUAGGCAGUGGCUAUUGUCUGCGUAUGGAAUGAAAGCAGAAGUCGAGGUGUUUCUACUAGACAUGGUAAGGGAAAACAAGUGGUGCUUCAAAUGCUCAUGUCCAAAUAUAUAUUGGCGUUACUGGCUAGGCAAGGAGUCCGAAAACAAGACUGCUCGUGUUAUUAAACUGAAAGGGGAGGGCACCAAGUUUAUGACAUGCCCAAUGUCACACCGCGCACCUCUCCCAGACGCUGGAUUCACAUUCUCUCUAAAAUAUGAAGCAUUUGAUUCAAGGAAACGCAUCUUUGAAGAGAUCAUGAAAACAUUAGAAGAUCCAAGCAUUAAAAUGAUUGGCAUUUAUGGACCAGGUGGUGUUGGCAAGACAACAAUGGUGGAAGAGGUUCGCCAACUAACAAAGAGAAAUAAGCUUUUUGAUUCUAUUGCCAUGACAACUGUGUCCAAAGUUGUGGAAAAGGAAAAAGUUCAAGGUGAACUCGCAAGUCAACUAGGACUAACGCUAGAUGAGUUUGGAAGAGCAGGUAAACUAUUGAAUAGAUUGAGCAAUGGUCGAAAAAACCUUGUAAUUUUGGACGACGUUUGGGAGCCACUUGAUUUGGCAGAGAUUGGAAUUCCUACUACGGAUGGUGGUAACAAUGAGACACUUAUUAACUUGCCAGAAAUUGGAAUUCCUUUUACAAAUGGUAGUAACAUGGUCUGCAAAGUUGUGAUAACAUCACGGAAACAACGUGUGUGCCAAAUGAUGCAAAAGUCUAAUGAACUGAAAGUUUUCCCAAUCGAAGUGUUAACAGACACAGAAGCAUGGAGCCUAUUUACGAAGAUGGCUGAAAUUUCAGUUAACUCUGGAAUACCCCCUGCAGCAGAAGACGUGUGUAAUGAAUGUGGAGGCUUGCCAGUUGCUAUACGUGCAGUUGCAGCAGCAUUAAAAGGUAAGAACAACUAUGCAUGGAUAGAUGCACACAGACAGCUGAAAAAUUCAAAGCUGAGGGAUAUAGUGGAUAUUGAUCCAAAAUUGUUCUCCUCCUUAAAGUUGAGCUAUGAUUUUUUAGAACCCAAGGAUGCACGGUCAUGCUUCUUGCUUUGCUCACUGUUUUCCGAAGAUGCUGAGAUUUCUGUUGAGGACUUGGUGAGAUAUAGCAUCGGGAUGAGGUUGCUUGAUCAAAUACACCUAAAUACAGUUGAAGACGUUAGAGCUAGAGUACUUACAUUGGUUGAUGGGCUCAAAUCAUCUUGUUUAUUGUUGGAUGGCAAAAACCAAAAUAAGGUCAAAAUGCAUGAUGUUAUUCGAGAUGUUGCUAUAUCAAUCGCGGAAGAUGAGAAAGGAUAUCUAGUGAAACAUGAUAUCAAAAAGUGGCCAGAGAAGGGCACAUAUGAACAUUACUCGGCAAUGUCAUUAAGGUUCACCACAAAUAUCCGCGAGCUUCCCAAUGAGUUGGAAUGUAGAGGACUCCAUACCUUGGUGUUGAAGAGCAACCAUGACUACUCACGAACAGAUGUUCCAAACAAUUUUUUCAAUGGAAUGGAAAACAAUCUUGAAGUCCUGGAUCUGAGUGAAAUUCCUCUAGAGAGCCUCCCAUCAUCACUUCCAACAUUAGUUAAGCUUCGGAUGUUAUGCCUAAAUGGCGGACUGAAGAGAGACAUAGGCUUAGCUUUAUUGGGGAGAUUAAGGAACCUUGAGAUACUUAGCGUUCAAAAUAUGGAAAAGGUUUUGCUUCAUGACGAAGGUGGAACAGGGUUUUCUGAAUUAAAGUAUCUUGAAGUUAAAGAAUGUUAUCAUGUUGAACAUCUUCUUGGCACACCAGAAAUGUUUCUAAAAGCUCAUCCACGAAGUCCACCAUGGUCUUUUUGUAACUUGUGCAAAUUAAUUGUUAAAAGUUGUAGAUCUACAUUUCUAUUCUCCCUCUCCAUUGCAAGAGGUCUUGUGCAACUCCAAUAUCUAAAAAUCGAAGCCUGUGAGAAUAUGGAAGAAAUUAUUAGAAAUGAAAGACAAGGAGAUGAUGAGGAAAUUAUUUUUCAUCAUUUAAAAAAAAUGGUUUUAUGGAAGUUACCCAACCUCAGAAGCUUCUGUUCGAGCACGAAGAACACUUCAACAAUAGAGGCAAACAAUUUUAACCCUUCACAACCUCUCUUUUGUGAAAAGGUGGCAUUCCCUGCAUUGGAGGACUUGGUUAUUCAGGAGUUAGGUAACAUAUUAGGGAUAGCAGGGGACAAACAAUUAAAACACCCAAUCAAAGAAGAAGAGGAAGAAUCCUUUUGGAAACUAAGGAACCUACCGUGUCUCCAACAUCUACAUAUAUGGGGUGGUGACAACUUGAAAGCAAUAGUAGUAGCUAAUAAGGAAGGAGGUGCCUACGAUAAGCCUCUCGUUUUCCCUAAACUGCGUUCUUUACAAUUACGUGACCUGUUGAAUCUGAAAAGUUUCUAUGGCAAUUGUGGGCCUAAAGAAGAAGAGGAAGAAGAAUAUCUCCAACCACAACUCCUCUUUAAUGAAAAGGUACGACUACUGUAAGUUUUAUGAGUUUGUAGAGCUACAAAUUUUU